Messenger RNA from Malassezia japonica, 1818 nucleotides. RefSeq lists its product as uncharacterized. NCBI's taxonomy places the organism in Eukaryota, Fungi, Basidiomycota, Malasseziomycetes, Malasseziales, Malasseziaceae. Gene Ontology annotation, molecular function: acid phosphatase activity. Bases 1 to 1818 code for a protein of 605 amino acids. The record is from RefSeq and is a predicted model, not a curated record. The transcript has a single exon.
AUGGCCGCCAUCUACGCGCUGCUUCCUUUCGUGUGCGCUGCUGUGGCCUCGGCCCAGCAGGCCUCGCCCUCGGUCGACUGGCAGAACACCACUGGCAACACUGCCCAGGCCUUCCCCACGGACGUCGGUCUGCUCGGCCCGACCUUGUAUGGCAAGACUCCUUUCCUUGCUCAGCAGGACAAGGUGAACUCGACCAAGCCCAACCCUGGUAGCUACGGUAUCGAGCUCCGCUUCCUCCCCAAGGACGCCGACAAGGACAACGCGACCUCGGCGGACAUCUACCGCAACCUCGGUCAGACCUCGCCUUACUUCCCGGCCGAUGACCUGUUCCCCGAGACGGCUGCCUACAGCACGGUCCCUAAGCAGUGCACCAUCAAGCAGGUGCACAUCCUCCACCGUCACGGCUCUCGUUACCCCGCUUCGGGCGGUGCUGGCCCUAGUGUCAACACCCUUGGUGAGAAGAUCUACAACGCUUCCAAGGCCGGUAACCUGAAGGCCAGCGGCGAGCUUGCUUUCCUCAACAGCUGGAACUUCUCGCUCGGUGCCGAGGUGCUCACCCACCAGGGCACCCAGGAGCUCUUCGACUCGGGUGUCAAGCACUACUACCAGUACGGCAAGCUCCUCGAGAACCUUACCGAGCACAAGCCGGUCCUCCGCACCACCUCGCAGAGCCGUAUGCUCGACUCGGCUCGCUACUGGGCUCUUGGUUUCUUCGGCUGGGACGCCCCGUCGAAGUCCAACAUCGAGGUUCUUAACGAGAUCAAGGGCCAGAACGACACCCUUGUGCCCUACUACGACUGCAACAACUCGUUCUACCUCUCGGACGAGAUCCUCCCCAUCUGGCGCCAGCAGUACCUCAACAAGACCAUUCCCCGCAUCCAGAACCAGGUGCAGGGUGUCAACUUUACCUACAACGAUGUGUACAACAUGCAGAGCAUGUGCGCUUACGAGCUCAACGCCCUCGGUUACUCGAACUUCUGCUCGCUUUUCACCAAGCAGGAGUGGGAGGACUUUGAGUACGACAUCGACAUCAGCUUCCAGGCCAACAACGGUUUCAUGAGCCCCGGUGGUAAGGCCAACGGUAUCGGCUGGGUCACCGAGUUCCUUGCCCGCCUGACCAACAAGAGCUUCACCGGCCCCCAGUCGGAGCAGAACUCGACGAUCGACAAGAACUCGACCUACUUCCCGCUGGACCAGCCCCUCUACGCUGACUUCACCCACGAUGUCGUCAUCCAGUCGAUCCUUACUGCCCUCAACAUGACCCAGGUCGGCGACUACCUCCCCACGACCAAGCCCGACCCCAAGCGCCGCUACCGCGCUAGCCGUGUCACUCCUUUCGGCGCUCGUCUCGUGUUCGAGGUGAUGGACUGUGACGAGAAGAACUCGACUACUCAGUACAUCCGUGCCAAGCUCAACGAGGCUGUUGUCCCUCUUAACCAGGACCAGGGUUGCGAGAAGCGCCCUGACGGUCUCUGCAAGCUCAACGACUUUAUCAAGUACCAGAACGACACCGCCUUUAAGGCCUCCAAGUUCGACCUGUUCUGCUUCGGCAAGAACGGUACGAACUUCACUGUCACCGGCCCCGUCCACAUGGGUGCCCUGACUGACGCUCAGAUCGAGGCUGGCCAGAAGAACGCCUCGAGCCACGGUGGUGCCGCGGGUGCUUCGUCGGCCGCCUCGUCGAGCGGUGCUUCGUCGAGCGGCUCCUCGUCGAGCGGCUCCUCGUCGAGCGGCUCCUCUUCGAGCGGCUCCCCCUCGAGCAGCGCUUCGUCGAGCAAGGCCUCGUCUGGUGCUAGCAGCGCCUCCAGCAGCAAGUAA